Molecule: messenger RNA, 843 nt
Organism: Athene cunicularia (burrowing owl)
Lineage: Eukaryota; Metazoa; Chordata; Aves; Strigiformes; Strigidae
Product: solute carrier family 22 member 13-like
Exons: 5
Coding region: 1-843 (280 amino acids)
Biological process (GO): transmembrane transport
Molecular function (GO): transmembrane transporter activity
Source: RefSeq, a predicted model, not a curated record
AUGGCUGAGUUUGGCGAUUUUAUAAGAGCUCUGGGGGAAUUUGGACUAUAUCAGAAACUGCUGGUACUGUUCCUCUCCCUCCCACUACUUCUUAAUCCUUUCCAAAUGAUUGGCCAAGUGUUCAUGGUUGUGGAUGUGCCUCACCACUGUGACACCAGCUGGAUCCUUGCUAUCGGCCCGAACCUGACGGAGGAAGAGCAGCUGAACCUCACACUGCCCCGAGAUGUGGACGGGGCCUAUGAGCAGUGCUACAUGUACUCACCAGUGGACUGGGAUCUUGGCUCCAUUGUGGCGUAUGGCCUGAACGCUACAGAGAAAUGCAGCAAUGGCUGGGUGUACUCUUCAGCACAACCACCGUCCCUGCUGACUGAGUUUGACCUGGUGUGUGACAGGAAGGACCUGAAUGACAUCUCCCAGUCCAUCUACAUGGUGGGCCUUCUCCUAGGAGCUAUGAUCUUUGGGCCACUAAGUGACAGAGUAGGCCGUCGGCCAAUCUUUCUGAUCUCCAUCCUCCUCCAAGGUUUGUUUGGUGUAGGAGUUGCCUUUGUGCCCCAUUUCUAUGUGUACAUGGCCUUCAGAUGUGUUGUGGGGGCUUCCGUGUCAGGAAUUCUGAUUACUGCCUUGGCCUUGGCUACAGAAUGGGUUGGUACCUCCUCCCGGCCAAAGGCAGUGCUUAUUUCUCACUGCUUUGUUGCCAUCGGACAGAUGAUUUUGGCUGGCUUGAGUUAUGGUAUUCGCAACUGGAGGCUGCUGGAGAUUGCAGGAUCUGCUCCAGUGUUUGUGCUUUUCUUCUACAUCUGGUCUGUGAAAAUACCCACAGCAGCUCUGAAAAUGGACACGUGA